This is a messenger RNA of Bombyx mandarina (wild silkworm), 486 nucleotides long. RefSeq lists its product as uncharacterized. Lineage: Eukaryota; Metazoa; Arthropoda; Insecta; Lepidoptera; Bombycidae. The record is from RefSeq and is a predicted model, not a curated record.
AUGGUCCGUAAAGUUUAUAUCAUUCUGUUGACUUUUAUCCUAAUGGAUCUUGCUUUGUAUCUCGGCUCUAUACUCCAGAACGACGGCAACAUAGACUGGGACGUAGCAGACCAAAUAAACGCUAGUUGGGUGAAAUGGCGACAGGUCUCUGCAACAGUAUGCGAUCGUAGAACGCCCCUUCAACUCAAGGGAAAAAUUUACAAAACGAUCAUUAAGCCUGUCGUGCUGUAUGGCUCUGAAUGUUGGGCAACGAAAGUCAAUGCUCUUACGUACGAUAAGAAAACCCUGGACGGAAUGGUGUUAAAAACUCUCUGGACAAAAGUAUAUACAGGAUACGAUCCUAAAGUGAAGGAGUUGGCAAUUAAUACAUUGAGAAAGACAGGAGAUUACGACAAGCUGAUUGUACAUCUAAUGAAGGUGAAAAAGGAGAAAGUUCAGAAAAUACUAAAUUUGCUGUCGGAAAUUAUCAUUACAUACAUGAAUUGA